Molecule: messenger RNA, 1554 nt
Organism: Gastrolobium bilobum
Lineage: Eukaryota; Viridiplantae; Streptophyta; Magnoliopsida; Fabales; Fabaceae
Product: twinkle homolog protein, chloroplastic/mitochondrial-like
Biological process (GO): DNA replication
Molecular function (GO): single-stranded DNA binding; ATP binding; 5'-3' DNA helicase activity
Source: RefSeq, a predicted model, not a curated record
GUUCCUGAUGGUGCACCUCCAUCAGUCUUGAAGGAGUUGCCGGCUAAGGAGAAGGAUACAAAGUAUCAGUAUCUGUGGAACUGCAAAGAUCAACUACAUCAGGCAUCCCGGAUUAUACUUGCCACUGAUGGGGAUGCACCUGGCCAAGCUUUGGCUGAGGAGCUUGCUCGCCGCCUUGGGAAAGAAAAAUGCUGGCGGGUCAAGUGGCCUAGAAAAGGGGCGGUCGAUCAUUGCAAAGAUGCAAAUGAGGUUCUCAUGUAUUUGGGCCCUGAUGCACUGAAAGAAAUGAUUGAGAAUGCAGAAUUAUAUCCCAUACGUGGAUUGUUUAACUUCAGAGAUUACUUUGAUGAGAUUGAUGCAUAUUAUCAUCGAACUUUAGGAUAUGACAUUGGUGUCUCAACUGGGUGGAGUAAUCUGAAUGAGCUAUACAAUGUUGUACCAGGAGAACUGACCAUAGUAACUGGGGUUCCCAAUUCAGGGAAGAGUGAGUGGAUUGAUGCUCUUCUCUGCAAUCUUAAUCGAAUUGCUGGCUGGAAAUUUGCGCUUUGUUCCAUGGAGAAUAAGGUUAGGGAACAUGCUCGAAAACUUUUAGAGAAACAAUUGAAGAAGCCUUUCUUUAAUGAACGUUAUGGCGAAAAUGUUGAACGGAUGAGUGUGGAGGAAUACCAACAGGGCAAGCUCUGGUUAAGUGAUACUUUUUAUCUCAUAAGGUGUGAAGAUGAUUCUCUUCCAAAUAUAAAGUGGGUCCUUGACCUUGCAAAAGCAGCUGUGUUAAGGCACGGAGUGCGUGGACUUGUAAUUGAUCCUUAUAAUGAGCUUGAUCAUCAGCGACCUCCAAAUCAGACUGAAACUGAAUAUGUGAGUCAGAUGCUUACCUUAAUCAAACGUUUUGCCCAACAUCAUGGAUGCCAUGUUUGGUUUGUAGCACAUCCAAGGCAGCUGCAUAAUUGGGUUGGGGAUCCUCCUAAUCUAUAUGAUAUAAGCGGAAGUGCACACUUCAUAAAUAAGUGUGACAAUGGGAUUGUUAUUCAUCGUAAUCGGGAUCCUGAAGCUGGGCCUAUGGAUCAAGUACAGGUUUGUGUUCGAAAGGUACGGAAUAAGGUUGCAGGGACAAUAGGUGAUGCCUUUUUGUUGUAUAAUAGGGUAAAUGGUGAGUACACAGACGUUGAUAACAAGAGAUAGCAAUGAGGCCAAAUCAUUUUUUGGGUAGAUUUGUAUAGUCCUGAUCCUGAGCAAGUUUGUCUUGAAAUGAAGUUACCAUAUGAUACAAGGUUCCUGUCUAAACAUAUGGCUGGCUAUAUGAUGUUCUUCACUUGGGGUGCCUGCCAGGUUGAGAUCAAGAAUGGUGGAUAACAUCUUAACAUGGCUUCUCAAAUUUGAUUGUAUAAUAUCAUUAUUUUUGCCUGAUUAUCUUAUAUGUCCUUUAGGUAUCCUUUUAUAGUUGUCUUGAGUUACAAUUUAUUUUAAUUUAAUUUUGCAGUUCUGCAUUUUAAUCAUUGUAUAGAUAUAGAAAGAUUAUUUCUUUGUAAUGAGCUCUAGUUCAUUUUCCUUUAG